AUGGGGUCAAUCGGGGAUCAACCAGUCCUGGGGCUCACAGCCUUGGAGCGUAUCGGACCUAAGGGAUAUCUGCGCUACGUCUUCCCUUUCCAGCUGCAAGACGAUUAUGAUUUGGAUGAAGUGGCUGGAGCCCUAGAGGCCGGGUACCAGGCUCUCACACAACGGAUCCCGGUGGUGGCGUCUGAGGCAGUUCCCGACCUCGAGACGAAGCAAAAGGGCGUAAUGAGAUUUCAGCCGCGGGACACCCGCGACGCAACACAGAUCCUCGUCAAAGACCUGCGUGACUCCUAUGCCUCUGACUACGCCGGACUGAAACAUCAGCAUUUCCCCGUGGCUGCCUUCGAUGCCGAUACAUUCUGCCGUCGAUCGGUCUGGCCCUCAGCUGGAGAACGAAUGCCAGUUUCCCUUGUGCAGGCCAACUUCAUCCGCGGGGGACUGGUACUCACAUGGUGCAUUUUACACAUGGCAGGAGAUGGUAACUCAUUCUCCACGUGGACGGCGAUUUGGGCAGAAGAAUGUCGUCGUGCACAGGGGCUGGAAAUCGUGGCCCCAAUUCAACUUCCCGACGCCGUCUGGAAAGACCGUGAGCAAGUGACCAAGCCCUCAGGUCGCAAUGCGGGCGAACUGGAAAACCAUCCUGAAUAUACCCUCCUUCCUUUCACGCCGCCCGGAGCACCACCCAAGAUGACCUCCUUGAACCAUCGUGGUCAGGUCUUUUACUUCUCCCCGGACUCUCUUGCAGCCUUGAAGGUCGAGGCAUCGCCUGGCAAGGCUACCGAGCCCUCCGACCAGAAAUGGAUCUCCACCAACGACGCUCUCUCCGCACUUCUCUGGCGAACCGUGAUGGCAGUCCAGUCACCCUUGGAUACACUGGAGGGUGAUCCCGUCUCUGUUUUCAAUCUCGCUAUCGAUGGGCGCCAACGAACGGAUCCCCCAAUCCACCCGGACACUCUAGGAUGCUUCCUGGAGUACGUUGCUGUUAUUCUUCCCAUUCGCAAGAUGCUGAGUACCUUGAGCCUGGCCGAUCUAGCCAUUCAGAUCCGAAAGGCCAUCCUGCGGGCUGACAAGCAAUUCACGGACGAUGUCGUUGCUUUGGUGGACCGGCUCGAAGAUGUCGAUCGAUUGGUCCCAACCGCCUUCCUGGAUGUUCCUGGGUAUAAUUGUGUGCAGACCUCCUGGUUGAACUUCAAACUGUACGGGCUGGACUGGGGCUCUUCACUAGGCCAUCGUAUUGAGGCCGUUCGCGUGCCGCACAUUGGAUGCAUCAAUGGCGCUCAAGUUGUGCUUCCAGUACUGCCGGAUGGCGGGAUGGAGAUCUUGGUGGGGGUGGAAGAGAGUUGCUUGGAUCGACUGCUAACUGAUCCUUUGUUUACCAAAUAUGGAUCGCCUCCAUAUGUGGAGUCACACCAUGUGCACCCCACGGAGUUAAUUAAACCCCGGGAUGGGCCGGGUGGGCCAGCUCAGCAUGUGAGGUCUCAGGAACCCCAGGCACCUAGAUCAUGCUCUCAAUUCUCCGAGAAUGAACCUUCUGUUCUGAAUUCAGCUAGGCACAUAGCAGCAGCCAAACCGCAGGACCUCUCUCCAGCAUUUGACCCACCCCGAACGGCUAUUUCGCAGCGACGUCCCUGUGCCUGA
Molecule: messenger RNA, 1635 nt
Organism: Aspergillus fijiensis CBS 313.89
Lineage: Eukaryota; Fungi; Ascomycota; Eurotiomycetes; Eurotiales; Aspergillaceae
Exons: 2
Coding region: 1-1635 (544 amino acids)
Source: RefSeq, a predicted model, not a curated record